UCAAGCUAAUUAACCAACCACAUCCUCACCUCUCUUGAUAGAAUACCCAUACUCGCAAGCCCAUCCACUUCCCCUCUUCUGUCUUCCCCCAAGUCCGUCCACGGACAUGGAACCGGAGAACCCGGAGCUUAACCUUGAUCUAGCCCUCCAGCCAUCGUCCCCGCCCGAGCCGGCCCGAGUCUUCUCUUGUAACUACUGCCAGAAAAAGUUCUACAGCUCGCAAGCUCUUGGGGGCCAUCAGAAUGCGCACAAGCUCGAGAGGAGCCUUGCCAAGAGGAGCUGGGAACUGGCCACGGCCCUCCGCCCGCACGCAGGCUCCACCAUCGGCCAGCAUACUUCGACCGUUGUCUUGGUGGAGAGACAAAGGGAGGAGUGCUGCUAUAAUGGAGUGGGGUUGGCCACACGAGGCCGGGAGGCGUCAAGGGCGUCGAUAAGGCUGGGGAGUCGCAAGGAAUCAGAUGAUAAAAGAGAGCUGGCUGAUGGAAUCGACUUGUCCCUAAGGCUAUGACAUGUGCUCGAUCUCUUUUUGCUUCUCAUUACUCCUGUCUUCCUUUAAUUUUUCUCUCUUAAUUUGGAGUGCACCGUAUUAUAACGAAGCUUCUGGAGGUACUUUGCUUCAAGUCAAUCAAACACUUUGUUUUCCAUUUUUCCUUUUGACUAGUUAUUUGCAUGUGUAGACUAUAUAGAAUGGCCCUGGAGGUCAAAUGGAAGGGAAGUAGAGACGCUAUGAUGGUGAUCAGAAGACUUUUUUUUUAACAUGACAAUGUUGGAUUGCACAAGUUCGAGUGUAACAAGGGUGUGGAUUAGCUUAAUAUGUAGUCUGUUCUGUUAUCGAUAUUCCACUACUGUGAUUCUCAAAAAAGAUGUCCUACUACUGUGGAAACAGAAGAAAGUUCUCCCUUUUUUCCCAGUGGAGGUGCGUGCUGAUGUCUGAGGACAGAAUGCAGACUCCUGUUGCAUGUAAUCUGUAUCUUUGCUUCUUCUGCUGUUUCGAUAUGGAGUUCCAUCUUAUUUGAUCUCCAACAACUUAGAUCGACGCUGCGAGUCUACGAAAUUUUUUACAUCAAAUGGGCCGGAGGUUGGAAAGGGGAUGCCUGGUGGGUAUAUCCCAAUGCUAACAAGCAAUGAUUGGACUCUCACGGGUGGUGGUGAUCUCUGGCUGGCAAAAGAGAAGGUGAGGGGCGUUUUGAUUGUAUAUGAUUUUUUUCCCAAAGGUGCUUAAGUGGAGCGGCCGUUGGUCAGCUUUAUACAAUCAUGGAAACCAGACCCCAUAAUAAAAAAUAGUAGUUCUUUGGAGUGA
Messenger RNA from Elaeis guineensis (African oil palm), 1300 nucleotides. NCBI's taxonomy places the organism in Eukaryota, Viridiplantae, Streptophyta, Magnoliopsida, Arecales, Arecaceae. The record is from RefSeq and is a predicted model, not a curated record.